Messenger RNA from Cyclopterus lumpus (lumpfish), 2202 nucleotides. It is a transcript of the gene nlgn1, whose product is annotated as neuroligin 1. Gene Ontology annotation, molecular function: neurexin family protein binding; signaling receptor activity. Gene Ontology annotation, cellular component: synapse; cell surface; postsynaptic specialization membrane. Gene Ontology annotation, biological process: synaptic vesicle endocytosis; neuron cell-cell adhesion; chemical synaptic transmission. Lineage: Eukaryota; Metazoa; Chordata; Actinopteri; Perciformes; Cyclopteridae. The transcript has 11 exons. The record is from RefSeq and is a predicted model, not a curated record. The coding region runs from base 16 to 2202 and encodes 728 amino acids.
CGCCUGCCGGACGUGAUGCUGCCGGUGUGGUUCACCAACAGCAUCGACGUGGUGUCCACAUACGUCCAAGACCAGAGCGAGGACUGCCUCUAUAUGAACAUCUACGUCCCCACUGAGGAUGUUAAAAGAAUAUCCAAGGAAUGUGCCAGGAAACCGGGCAAGAAAAUAUGUAGACAAGGAGGUCCCCUUACAAAGAAACACACUGAUGAUUUAGGUGAUAGUGACCGCACGGAAGACGAAGACAUUAGGGAGAGUGGAAGCCCUAAGCCGGUGAUGGUUUUCAUCCACGGGGGCUCCUACAUGGAAGGAACUGGGAAUAUGUUUGACGGCAGCAUCCUGGCCAGCUAUGGAAAUGUGAUUGUCAUAACUGUCAACUACCGGCUGGGCAUCCUAGGAUUCCUGAGUACAGGGGACCAGGCCGCCAAAGGGAAUUACGGCUUGCUGGACCUGAUCCAGGCUCUGCGCUGGACCAGUGAGAACAUCGCUGCCUUCGGCGGCGACCCGUUACGUAUCACUGUGUUUGGCUCCGGCGCUGGGGCUUCCUGUGUCAACCUGCUCACGCUGUCUCACUACUCCGAGGGACUCUUCCAGAGGGCCAUCGCGCAGAGCGGCACCGCUCUGUCCAGCUGGGCUGUCAGUUUUCAGCCAGCCAAGUACGCCCGGAUGCUGGCCCGGAAGGUGGGCUGUAACUUGGAGGACACUGUGGAGCUGGUGGGGUGCCUUCAGAAGAAACAUUACAAGGAGCUGGUGGAUCAAGACAUCCAGCCAGCUCGCUACCACAUUGCCUUUGGACCUGUUAUUGAUGGAGAUGUUAUACCUGAUGACCCUCAGAUACUCAUGGAGCAAGGCGAGUUCCUCAACUACGAUAUUAUGCUGGGAGUUAACCAGGGCGAGGGCCUGAAGUUCGUGGAGCUUAUUGUGGACAACGAAAACGGCGUUCAGGCUAACGACUUUGACUACGCCGUGUCCAGCUUUGUGGAUGACCUAUAUGGCUACCCAGAAGGGAAAGACAUCCUCAGAGAGACCAUCAAGUUCAUGUACACAGACUGGGCUGACAGGCACAACCCAGAGACACGCCGGAAAACACUGCUGGCCCUUUUCACCGACCACCAAUGGGUGGCACCGGCUAUUGCCACAGCGGACCUGCACUCCAGCUUUGGGUCGCCAACAUACUUCUAUGCCUUCUACCACCACUGUCAGACAGAACAGGUACCACCGUGGGCAGACGCAGCACAUGGAGAUGAGAUCCCAUAUGUGUUUGGGCUCCCGAUGAUUGGUCCAACAGAGCUGUUCCCCUGCAACUUCUCCAAGAACGAUGUGAUGCUCAGUGCCGUGGUCAUGACCUACUGGACAAACUUUGCCAAAACAGGGGAUCCCAACCAGCCUGUCCCCCAGGACACCAAGUUCAUCCACACCAAGCCCAAUCGUUUUGAAGAGGUGGCGUGGACACGCUACAACCAGAAAGACCAACUUUACUUACACAUUGGCCUGAAGCCCCGGGUCAAAGAGCACUAUCGUGCCAACAAGGUCAACUUGUGGUUGGAGCUGGUUCCCCAUCUGCACAGCCUCAACGAUGUCACCCAGCUCAUCCCCACCACCACCAAGAUCCCUCAAUCUGAGGCUACCAACCGCACGCCGAAGACCAAGGUUCCCGUGACCAAGCGCCCUUACCCGACUCCGUUCCCCACCGAGACCCAGGACAGCCACAUCCAGCCACAUCUGGUGGACCAGCGCGACUACUCCACUGAGCUGUCGGUGACCAUCGCUGUAGGAGCCUCCCUGCUCUUCCUCAACAUUCUGGCCUUCGCUGCCCUUUACUACAAGAAGGACAAGCGCCGGCAUGACGUCCACAGGCGCUGCAGUCCCCAGCGGAGCGCCGCCAACGACCUGGCUCACACUCAGGAGGAGGAGAUCAUGUCCCUGCAGAUGAAGCAGCACUCGGACCUGGACUGCAGGGGGGUGGGCGACUCCCUGCACCCGCACGACGUGGUGCUGAGGACUGCCUGUCCGCCGGACUACACUCUGGCCAUGAGGCGCUCACCGGACGACAUCCCGCUUAUGACGCCAAACACCAUAACCAUGAUUCCCAGCACCAUGGGCGGGCUCACCUCGCUCCACUCUUUCAACACCUUUCCCAGCAGCGGGCAGAAUAACACCCUACCCCAUCCGCACCCACACUCGCACUCCACCACCCGGGUAUAG